AUGAUUGAUAUGCACUAUUUGCCACAUUAUGAGCUAAUGAGGAAGAAAAAGAAAGAGAAUGAUGGUCUUCAAAAAGACUCAAGAUAUGCCAUUCAAAUAUUUUGUCUGAAUGAUGAUGUUGUGAUGAUCACACUUACCGUGAGAGAACAUUUACAGUUCUCAGCAGCUCUUCGGCUUCCAACAACUAUGACGGAUCAUGAAAAAAAUGAACGGAUUAACAUUCUCAUUGCUAAGCUAGGUCUGGAUGGAGUGGCAGAUUCCAAGGUUUUGUCCAAAGAUGAGAGAAAAAGGACCAGUGUCGCAAUAGAGCUGAUCACUGACCCUCCCGUCUUGUUCCUGGAUGAGCCCAUGACUGGAUUAGAUUCAAGCACUGCGCAUGCAGUUAUUUCACUUCUGAAAAAGUACAUGCGACAGCAGCAUUGUUUUUUCAUUUAUUUAUUACAAAUCUUUGAUUAUGUCUAUGUGCUCAGUAUUCUUAUUGCAAGGGACUCAGAAGUGAAUAGCAAGGGCCGUUGA
Octodon degus (degu) is the source of this 516-nucleotide messenger RNA. Its product is annotated as ATP-binding cassette sub-family G member 2-like. The transcript has 3 exons. The coding region runs from base 1 to 516 and encodes 171 amino acids. Gene Ontology annotation, molecular function: ATP binding; ATP hydrolysis activity. NCBI's taxonomy places the organism in Eukaryota, Metazoa, Chordata, Mammalia, Rodentia, Octodontidae. Gene Ontology annotation, cellular component: plasma membrane. The record is from RefSeq and is a predicted model, not a curated record.